Molecule: messenger RNA, 2594 nt
Organism: Oreochromis niloticus (Nile tilapia)
Lineage: Eukaryota; Metazoa; Chordata; Actinopteri; Cichliformes; Cichlidae
Gene: coq8ab
Product: coenzyme Q8A, genome duplicate b
Exons: 15
Coding region: 375-2162 (595 amino acids)
Biological process (GO): ubiquinone biosynthetic process
Source: RefSeq, a predicted model, not a curated record
CCGCCCCAUUGGAGGACACGUCAACCGGUCGCGUGCUGACGUGCGAGGGGCGACUGACAGUUUGUCCAGCCAGUACGGGCGUUUGUUGAUGGCUGGAGCCCGCGGCUGAAGUUUGCCUCAUUGGCCCGUGUUUGUUAAACUUCCUCCGGGGGAGCCUCGGAGAGAAUCGGCACGUCCUCCAGCGCGUCGCCCGCCUUUUUCCUUCGUCCCGCUGGAGGUUUUUAAAGGAAUUGUGUCGAGUUAAAUCAAGGUGAACGUGGCUCAUGCUACAGUAGCACAAUGCUCGCUGGUGUUCACGCUCACUGAGCGGGGAGGACGUGUGAGGACGUGUGUUGCGAAGCUUUUGUUAGUGGUUUCUAACCGACAGCUGCAGCAUGGCAGGCGACACCGUGGUCUGGAGGAGUCUUAAGUGGGUAAAGCAGGCGGCCUGCAGAGCCCCACCAGGCGGCCUAACUGGCACCGGGAACCAGAGGCUGGUAAACUUUCAUCACACCACUGGAACGGCAAGGGAGAACGAGAAAGUCUGCGUCUACAGAGGCACAACAUUUCACAGAUACUCCACUAUGGCUGCUUGCUUCAGUACAAGCUUAACAGGAAGUGCAAAUGUGCAUCGGAGGACCUGCAGUGCAAGAUGUGAUAAAGGUCUGAGGUACCACAAAGACUGGUCAAGUCGGCUGUUCUCUGGACAUACGAGGCUCUUUAACCAGGACAACACCACAGUGGGGCGGCUGACAUCGGAGGAUAUCGAUAAAGCAAGAAGUAACAAGAAAAGGGACUUUAAGCAGCAUACGCAAGUGCUUAGUGAAAAAGCUCGAGAGAAGAAGGUACCCGUCACACGGAUAGGAAGGCUGGUAAACUUUGGAGGUCUGGCAGUUGGACUUGGCAUCGGAGCAAUCGCAGAAGUGGUCAAGAAGAGUUUAAAACCCAAAGAACAAGGUAACAAAAAGGCUAUAAUGGAUUCGAAUGCUUUCCUCUCUGAAGCCAAUGCUCAAAGAAUUGUCCGGACGCUUUGCAAAGUUCGAGGCGCUGCUCUAAAAAUUGGACAGAUGCUCAGUAUUCAAGAUGACGCCUUUAUCAACCCUCAGCUGGCUAAAAUCUUUGAGCGAGUUCGACAGAGUGCAGACUUCAUGCCUACUAAGCAGAUGAUGAAAGUUAUUUACAAUGAUCUCGGCCCAAACUGGAGGGACAAACUGGAAUACUUCGAGGAGAGGCCGUUCGCAGCCGCGUCCAUUGGUCAAGUCCAUUUAGCAAAGAUGAAGGAUGGCAGGGAGGUAGCUAUGAAAAUUCAGUACCCUGGAAUAGCAAAGAGUAUCGAGAGUGACGUGAAUAAUAUCAUGACUGCUCUGAGGUUAAGCAACGCGCUGCCUGAAGGUUUGUUUCCUGAGCAUCUCAUUGAGGUCAUGAGCCGAGAGCUGGCGCUGGAAUGUGAUUAUAUAAGGGAAGCAAAUUGUGCCAGAAAAUUUAGCGAGCUGCUGAAGGAUCACCCCUUCUUCUGUGUGCCUGAUGUGAUAGACGAGCUAAGCAAUAAGCAGGUUCUCACCACAACACUGGUGCCUGGUUUCCCGCUGGACAAGGCCACACACCUCCCUCAGGACCUCAGGAAUGAGAUUUGUGAGCAGAUCCUUAUUUUAUGCCUGAGGGAGCUUUUUGAGUUCAGAUACAUGCAAACCGAUCCGAACUGGUCCAACUUCUUCUUUGAUCCACAAACUCAUAAGGUUGCGCUGCUGGAUUUUGGAGCUACUCGAGGAUUUAACAAGAGUUUUACUGAUACCUACAUUGAGAUUAUAAAAGCGGCUGCAGAUCAGGACAGAGAAGGUGUCCUACUGAAAUCCAGAGAAAUGAAGUUCCUCACAGGAUACGAGUCAAAGGCGAUGGAGAACGCCCACGUGGAUGCGGUGAUGAUCCUCGGGGAGGCCUUCAACUCAGAAAAGCCCUUUGACUUUGGAAUGCAGAGCACAACCGAGCGCAUCCACAACCUCAUCCCAGUGAUGCUGAAAGAGCGUCUCACGCCACCGCCUGAGGAAACCUACUCCCUCCACAGAAAAAUGGGCGGCUCCUUUCUCAUUUGCUCGAAACUCCAAGCUAAAAUCGCCUGCAAGAACAUGUUCCAGGAGGCCUACAGAAACUACUGGAAAGAUGGAGACCCCAAGUCCACACAUUGAAGACUGCUUUUCCAGAAAGUGUGUUGAAACCAGGAAUUUUUGUCAUGCUGAACAGUUUUUAAUCUGCAAAUUUUUGGGCUCAUCGGGCCAGAAAGUGUUUUGUUACAUGAUAUACUAAUAACUACCUAGAUUUGUUGGUUUUUUACUCUUUGUUAAACUAAACUGUUACAGUACAUAUAAAAAAAAAAUGCAUAUUGGAAUAAUCUCUACCCAUUAGGAAUUUCAUAUCUUUAUUUAACAUUUAAUUGCUUGCUUUGACCUGGACUUCAAUCCAGACUAACUCUUGCUAUACCGUCCUUAAUAAUGUCUCUUUUGUAUGUAUUGUUUGAAAAAUUUGUACCUCAUAAUUAUGUGCCUGUAUGAUCUGAGGGAGUGUACUUCAUCUGACCAGGAUUGUCAGUUGAAAUAAAUUGAAACUGAUGCUGCAAAAAA